AUGACUGUAUCAGAUGAUGGUGGGAGUAAUAUUGCUGACAUCACUAAUGCUAGUAGGCCUGGUAGGAAUAAGACCAUAUUUAAUCCAAACAAGUUGAUUAGUACUGGAGAUCAUUUAGAGACUGUAUCCACUCAUAAUCUUAGCACUAUAUGUAAUGCCAUUUUCUCAGACAAUGAGGUUCCAAAUCAUACAUCAAAGUGGACAAACGAGAAUGUCGAUGACAUGUGCCCUGUUUAUGGUUUAGAUACUACAACAGACGAUGUAGUGAGGAAGAGAUAUAAGACGGAAAAUUCUAUUAUGGAUGACCAACUAGCAGAACUUCAAAGCAUUCUACCAGGGCACAUUGAUCGAGUAUCAUGGCAAACGCAUGAUUCCAUUUUGAAGGCGUCUGUUGACUAUAUUAAAAUGCACAGACACGACCAUGAUCGUAUUCAGCAAUUGAAAGACAAAAUGAGGGAAUGUGACCUUGAAAUUAGAAAAAUGUUGUUGAGAGUCGAGAGAUUACAGUUACGUACUGCAAUCAGUCUCACAAAAAGACGAGGACCAGAUGUAAUGAAACAAUAAAACACACACUGGGGAACAAUACUUCGAGAUCUAAUACAGUUUCUGCAUUAACAGCACUAACGAUAGCUGACGCAAAUAAAUAAAUAUGAAUGGUAAAACUGGAAAAAAGCUAUUAAACAUUACAACAUGUAAAUCCUUCAUUUAAAUGCUAGAGGGUACAGUAAUGUAAGUAAAAUUUGGGUAAUUGUACUUGUGUACUCCAACAUUGUGCUUACAGUUGUUGUUU
Messenger RNA from Mercenaria mercenaria, 790 nucleotides. RefSeq names its product transcription factor EC-like. NCBI's taxonomy places the organism in Eukaryota, Metazoa, Mollusca, Bivalvia, Venerida, Veneridae. Gene Ontology annotation, molecular function: protein dimerization activity. The record is from RefSeq and is a predicted model, not a curated record. The coding region runs from base 1 to 564 and encodes 187 amino acids. The transcript has 5 exons.